AUGUUAUAUCUUGGCGAGAUAGAACUAGAAAAAACAGAAAAUAAGCCAUCAGAAACUGUAAAGCCAAAGCCAAAAAGGCUAUCGUAUUCUCUUAAACUUGAAGAGUUUAAACAAUUUUCAUUCCAAACUAAUUUCUUUAAACAAUUUGAUUUCAAGCCUGGAAGACCAAGAAGAAAGCAAACUCUUGUAUUUCCAAAACCAAAAACCCCUAUUUCUUUGAGUAUUUAUGAUAUUGAUUCUAAAAUCAAGUUAAAAAAUAGAAGAAGCAUAGAAAAUGUUGUAGAACCCCCUAAAUCUAAGCCGGAAUCGCUACCUUAUGAUGAACGAGUCAGAAUAUUCCAAGAUUUUUCUAAACUAAGAGAUUUAACCAAUCGAAAUCAAUAUCUUAAACAAGAAAUCAUGAAAUACGAUAAUUACUUUGCAAUUCGACAGCCGAGUUUAAAUACCUGCUCAUCAUGCCCAGUAUUGCCUUCAAUAACUUCAAAUAGUCAAACUGAUUUUACAUCUCCAAAAUUAUGAAGAAGAGAUACUAUUCAGCCUUCCCCAUCGCAUUCGAAAAAGAGAGUGAAAACAUAUGAUCCAACUUCAAAACGACCGAGAAAAUCAAUUUCAAGCUAUUUUAUGUAA
Molecule: messenger RNA, 627 nt
Organism: Blepharisma stoltei
Lineage: Eukaryota; Ciliophora; Heterotrichea; Heterotrichida; Blepharismidae
Source: the annotation of a GenBank genome assembly